Trematosphaeria pertusa is the source of this 1566-nucleotide messenger RNA. RefSeq lists its product as uncharacterized. The record is from RefSeq and is a predicted model, not a curated record. NCBI's taxonomy places the organism in Eukaryota, Fungi, Ascomycota, Dothideomycetes, Pleosporales, Trematosphaeriaceae. Bases 1 to 1566 code for a protein of 521 amino acids. The transcript has 2 exons.
AUGUCUCAUACUACCAAACCGGCCCCUACACUAGACACUCUACCAUCAGAGCUUCGAAGGCUUAUUGUUGCUCAUCUGGCACCAUCAGGACCCGAAGAACUGCGUCCAGGAUGCAAGGCUCCUCUCAAGAGUGCUAACCUUGCACAUCCUUGUCUCCGCGAAUGGGUGCCGGAAUUCAUGUUUCGUGACAUGGCCCUCGAACAUGUCAUUGUUGGCAUGGCAAGCUUUCUAGAGCGUUUCGCUGUUAACGAAGACAACGCUGGGCUCCUGAAACACGUCAAGACAAUCCAAGUCAAGGUGCCGCCAGCGAUUCGAUGGGAAGUUGACACUGAGCACGACUUUGAUACUAUCGAAGACAUAACGAUGCGGCGUCUGUGCCAUAAUUACGACGCGGAGACGCCGGAUGAUUUGACCAACGAACAACGCCAGUACUGCGGGCAUUACCAUAGAGCCUUGGUCGAGCCGUUCGUCGACAACCGCCGAUGGUACGUCUUACUCAGGAACGCGCAACAGUCGUGGGGUCAGGUCUUUCACUACUUUCCGAACUUGCAGCAUAUAGGAGUUGGGUGCUGCGAGCGAGUGGAUCAUCCAACCGGCACGUACACUAAUGUCUUCGUUUCUCAAUUCGGGAGACACGUUACAUGUGAAGCCGAACCGCCGUUCGUCGAGGAUCCGACGAUCAACAUGGCUUGGGCAAGCGCCCUUGUUCUAGAAGGUGCACCGCAGACCGUUCGAUCGCUCCAGCUGUCCAUGGCAAAUAUGGACAAUUUCAACUCUUUCGCGACCGUAAAUCGUCUGCUGAGCAUCGUGUACAGAAAUUCCCAGUUCCUAUCACUUCAGCCGCCUCUUGGAGUAACCGAACUCUCAAUAACUCUCCGAGGUGUGGACGGUCUGCAUGGGGAACUCGAGUGGACUGGUGAUACCGGAAGCGCAGGUCUGCUUCGUUACUGGAAGAAAGUCCUCGGUGCAUUAAGAAACUUAAGGUAUCUGGAAUUCCGCGAGGAAGUCGGCGACUCGCCAAAUCUUGCCUUCACUAGUGGAGAGGAAACGGACUCCAACGACAACGUUGUGGUCUGGCUGCUGCACCAUCUCAAACACAACAGGCUUGAGACCUUACGCCUCCGCGAUUUUUUUCUCGAUCCGGAUUGGUUUCGCGACAUGUUCUUCACCGACUGGCCGAACCUUAAGAACAUUAUCCUCGAUAACACCUCCCUCAGGUGGUCGACCGAAGAUAAAGGCCAAGAAGAACACGAGCAGCCGAGCGAAAUAACUGUUCGAGAUCACCAUAACGAGAAGGCAUGGAUGCGAAUCUGUCAAUUCCUCUCCAACGAAUACCCUAGUGUGAACAUCCACAUCAACCAACCUGCAUCGUGGGGCGAAAUUGGCGGGAACUACAUUCUACUCUCCAAGGACGUGGAGGAGUUGCAGCGACUGCCUCGCGUCAAACUCAAUGUCCGUCCAUCUUACCCCUUCACGGACAACCGGCCACCUGAAAACCUUGUCCUGGUUCAUGGCCCUGCUUCCCGACCCCCUCUGCCGAGCAAUGGACCCAAAUCGGAAGAGUAG